UUCUCCGGCGUAUAUACCAAAGAGUCGUUGUGGAAGCGCUUCGUCCGCUCGCUGGUAUUCAUCAUGCUGCCACAGGUCUUAUGGACUACGCUCGUCAUGUCAGGAACGAUUGGCUUUCUCGUCGCCAUUACAUCCAACUUCGCCCCAGCCUUCGAAGCAGCGUACGGCUUCAAGCCAUGGCGGUCUGGAAUCUGCUUCAUCGCGGCCCUGAUCGGAGCUUUCAUCGGCAUUUUCGCAGGGGGCCACUUCUCUGACUGGAUCGCCGACAGACAAACACAGCGCAACGGAGGCGUUUGUGAGCCCGAAAUGCGCUUACCCGCCGUUCUCGUCAGCGUCGUCACAGCGCCUCUUGCCCUCGUCCUGUACGGCGUGGGCAUUCAACACAAGCUGCACUGGAUGUGUCCGAUAAUUGCGCUCGCACUGAUCAACUUCUCCAUAGUCCAAGCGACCAAUUUCUCGCUCGUGUACACGGUCGACUGCUACCGACCCGUAGCCGGCGAGAUUGUCGUCACGCAGAUGGCAUGGAGGUCUGUAUUCGGCUUCCUGUUGUCUUUCUACACCAACCCAUGGGUAAACAAGUCGGGAUACCUCAACGCCUACGGCGCCAUGGCGGGGAUUUCCGGCGGCCUCAUCAUUCUGGGAGUGCCGUUCUUCAUCUGGGGUGCGAGAAUCAGGAGCGCGACGUGGAACUGGGGUGUCUUUCGCAAGUUGGUGCAUUGGGACGCGGAUCGCGAGGUUGGUGAGUGA
This is a messenger RNA of Didymella exigua CBS 183.55, 747 nucleotides long. RefSeq lists its product as uncharacterized. Gene Ontology annotation, biological process: transmembrane transport. The record is from RefSeq and is a predicted model, not a curated record. The transcript has 2 exons. NCBI's taxonomy places the organism in Eukaryota, Fungi, Ascomycota, Dothideomycetes, Pleosporales, Didymellaceae. Gene Ontology annotation, molecular function: transmembrane transporter activity. The annotation marks the transcript as partial.